Protobothrops mucrosquamatus (brown spotted pit viper) is the source of this 277-nucleotide messenger RNA. RefSeq names its product translocase of outer mitochondrial membrane 70 (gene TOMM70). NCBI's taxonomy places the organism in Eukaryota, Metazoa, Chordata, Lepidosauria, Squamata, Viperidae. The annotation marks the transcript as partial. The transcript has 2 exons. The record is from RefSeq and is a predicted model, not a curated record. Gene Ontology annotation, molecular function: protein binding.
UUUACUUCAGCUUCAGUGGAAGCAAGAUUUAGAUAAAGGUUUGGAACUUAUAAGCAAAGCUAUUGAAAUUGAUAACAAAUGUGAUUUUGCAUAUGAAACUAUGGGGACAAUUGAAGUGCAAAGGGGCAAUCUGGACAAAGCCAUUGAAAUGUUCAACAAAGCUAUUAAUCUAGCCAAAUCAGAAAUGGAAAUGGCUCACCUCUAUUCACUCUGUGAUGCUGCUUAUGCCCAGACAGAAGUUGCUAAAAAAUAUGGAUUGAAGCCACCAACAUUGUAA